Colletotrichum navitas is the source of this 840-nucleotide messenger RNA. RefSeq names its product S-adenosyl-L-methionine-dependent methyltransferase. The transcript is spliced from 2 exons. The record is from RefSeq and is a predicted model, not a curated record. Lineage: Eukaryota; Fungi; Ascomycota; Sordariomycetes; Glomerellales; Glomerellaceae. Bases 1 to 840 code for a protein of 279 amino acids.
AUGAGCGACGGCGAGUACGUCUUCCCGAACGACGAGCGAGAACAAGAAAGAUUGGACAUUGUCAACCACAUGUGUAUGGUGACCCUCGACGGGGCCUCGUGCCUGUGCCCAGAGAACAAACCCACUUCCGCCGACCGUGUCCCCGACCUCGGCACAGGAACGGGCAUCUGGGCCCUCGACCACGCCGACGCGCACCCGGAGGCGGCCAUCGUCGGCGUCGACUUCACCCCCAUAAAGCCGGGGUACGUCCCGCCCAACUGCACUUUCGAAACCGACGACGCGGAGAAGGAGUGGGCGUGGACCGAGCCCUUCGACUUCGUCUCCGCCCGCAACAUGAACGGGAGCUUCGCCAACUGGGAGGGCGUGCUGGGGCAGGCCCACAACCAUCUGCAACCGGGCCGUCACCUGGAGAUCCAAGGCAUCAUCUGGCCUCUCGUCUGCGACGACGGCGCCUUGGAGGAGGAUCCUGCGCUGCGCAAGUGGAGCCGGCUCCUCGUCGAGGCCUGCAGCAAGCUCGGGCGCCCCAUUGACAAGACAGACACGAUGCCGGCCAAGAUGGCUGCCGCGGGGAUCAGGUUUCCAAUCUCACCAUGGUCAAAGGAUAAGAAGCUCAGGAAUCUGGGCAUCCGGAACCGGGAACAGCUGCUCCAGGGUUUGGAGGCGUUCAGCCUGGGGUCCUUUGCCCGUGUGCUGGACUGGUCCAAGGAGGAGGUAGUGGUCCUUUGUGCCGGUGUACGGAAGGACCUUCAGGAUCUUAACAUCCAUGCUUAUUGGAAUAGAUACGUCAUGUACGGCCGCAAGCCAUUGAAGGCUGAAGAGGAGUCAUCUCUACGAAAUUGA